GGUGUUGCCAAGUUGAACUGUUAAAAUUAGUCUCUACUUUCAGUCCGUACUUAUUUUGCACGACGAGUGGCGACCCAGUUGGUUUCUUCUUUAAACUAUUUUCUUUUCUUUUUAGAUUCUAAAUGCCUCUCUUUUCACCUUCAAAUUUAGUUUUCUUCAUCAUCAUCAUUAGCUAGUAGAUCCACAAAUUCUUGCUUUACAUUAAUUACUUCACUUCACUGACUGCACUUCACUCUCUCUUUCUCUUUCUAUCUUUCUUCUUCCAUUCAUCAAUCUUUUGAAACUUCGAAGAAGAAGACAGUUACUUCAUUGUUUUGCUUUCAUUAAAUUUGUGUACUCAGUCUUCUUCUUAUCCUUUAUCACUUCUCUAGGUCCUCUCAUUCAACUGCUAUCUUUUUUUCUGACUUGACGAAUUUAAUCCGUUUCCGGAUUUAUUAAUUUAUUAAUCUUUCUGGUUAUCUUCUUCUGCUUUCUCAGCCAACUAACAAACCUCAAAUGCAAUGAUUUUGGAUUUCUCAAUAUAAACCAUCAUGUUUCGCCAUUAAUUGUAUCUGAGUCCCCACCUUUACUCUUUUAAAAAAUUUUAGAUUUUGUUCUUUAUUUUUUAAAAUUUUUUGGAGGGCAAAGCAAUGAGUAAGACCACAUCUCCACAGAAAGGAGACACAAUGGCCCACUUGUGUAUCUUCAAAAAAUUCAAGCGUUUCAACCCUCUGGAGCCAUCUUUUGCCAUUCUGGGCUUCAUCUUUGUGGCUUCUCUCUUCAUUGGCUGUUUCUUUUACUUGGAUUACCGGACGGUCACUCGCGAGGCUUCCUGGCUGGGAUUAAUCCGCCCAUUUUCUUCAUCAGAAGUAACAGCAGCUGCAACCAGUGAGAAGGAACGGCCUGGAUUUCUUGAUGAAGGUGGUGAAGGGUGUGAUUUGUUUAAUGGAAACUGGGUUUGGGAUGAUAACUAUCCACUGUAUCAAAGCACGGAUUGUUUGUUCAUCGAUGAAGGAUUUCGUUGUUUAGAAAAUGGUAGACCUGAUAAUUUCUUCACCAAGUGGCGUUGGCAGCCUAAAGAUUGCAGCUUGCCCAGAUUUGAUGCAAGGUAUAUGCUGGAAAAGCUCCGAAAUCGCAGAAUAGUUUUUGUUGGUGAUUCAGUAGGGAGGAACCAGUGGGAGUCUCUGCUUUGCAUGCUUGCAUCUGCCGUUUCCAACAAGUCUUCUAUCCAUGAGGUGAAUGGGGAACCAAUCACAAAGCACAGAGGGUUUUUGGUGUUCAGGUUCAAGGACUACAACUGCACAGUUGAAUAUUACAGGGCUCCGUUUCUAGUGGUUCAGGGACGGCCGCCUGCUGGAGCUCCAAAAGAGGUGAAGACGACAUUGAAAGUUGAUCUAUUGGACUGGACUUCGAGUCGGUGGAGAGAUGCAGAUAUGCUUGUUUUUAACACUGGGCACUGGUGGAAUAUUGAGAAGACUAUAAAACAGGGUUGUUACUUUGAAGAAGGGGCAAAAGUGAAUAUGGAGAUGAGUGUUGAAACUGCAUUUCAGAGAUCCAUGGAGACAUUGCUUGAUUGGAUAGGCGGUCAAGUAAACAUAAGCAAGACCCAAGUUCUCUUUCGUACUUUUGCUCCUGUGCAUUUCAGAAACGGUGAGUGGAAUUCUGGUGGCGGCUGUCACUUGGAAAAGUUCCCUGACUUGGGGCCAUUGCCUACUUCACCUGAAUCACAUUUUGAAAUAGCAACCAGUGUGUUGUUAAAGCAGUUGAAUCAGUCCCAAGUGAAGAAGUUGGAUUUGUUGAACGUGACAAACAUGACUUCUCGAAGGAAAGAUGGGCAUGCCUCUUUGUACUACUUAGGACCCAAGACUGGUCCAGCACCUCUCCACCGGCAAGACUGCAGCCACUGGUGCUUGCCUGGCGUCCCUGAUUCGUGGAAUGAACUUCUUUAUGCACUGUUUCUGAGACGGCAGAGUUUUGGUGUACAGAAUUCAACAGAACCUCUUCAGUCAUGAUGUUAUAGAACACAUAAACACGCUGUAUGAUCUUGGGAAAGCGCAAGAUCACAGGGAAUUUAACAGUUGAUAAUAGUCUACUUGUAAAUUGUAUGUACAUGAAAAAUUCUAGAUAUUUAAUGCAAAAUUUUUACUUUUCUUUUCCA
Molecule: messenger RNA, 2137 nt
Organism: Mangifera indica (mango)
Lineage: Eukaryota; Viridiplantae; Streptophyta; Magnoliopsida; Sapindales; Anacardiaceae
Product: protein trichome birefringence-like 11
Exons: 4
Coding region: 630-1991 (453 amino acids)
Cellular component (GO): Golgi apparatus
Molecular function (GO): O-acetyltransferase activity
Source: RefSeq, a predicted model, not a curated record